CCGAGGUCGAGCGAUGUUUCUAUCAGGGAUUUAUCAGAAACGACAGCUUCUCCUCUGUCGCUGUGUCUACGUGUGCUGGCUUGUCAGGUCUAAUAAGGACACACAAAAAUGAAUUCCUCAUCUCGCCGUUACCUCAGUUGCUGGCCCAGGAACACAACUACAGCUCUCCUGCAGGCCACCACCCUCACGUACUGUACAAAAGGACAGCAGAGGAGAAGGUCCAGCGGUACCAUGGCUACCCCGGUGCCAGCCCGAACUCUCCUGGUCACUCCCCACCUCACCCUCCCCAUGCAUCUCAGAGUCAAGAAACAGCCUAUCAUCGAAGGUUGCAAAAGCAGCAUUUUUGUGGACGACGCAAGAAAUGUAUAUGCCCCCAAACCUCCCACAGAUGAUACGUACCUAAGGUUUGAUGAAUAUGGGAGUUCAGGACGACCCAGAAGAUCUGCUGGAAAGUCACAAAAGGGCCUAAAUGUGGAGACCCUCGUGGUAGCAGACAAGAAAAUGGUGGAAAAACAUGGCAAGGGAAAUGUUACCACAUACAUCCUCACAGUCAUGAACAUGGUUUCCAGUCUGUUUAAAGAUGGAACCAUUGGAAGUGAAAUAAACAUUGUUGUGGUGAGCCUCAUUCUUCUGGAACAAGAACCUGGAGGAUUAUUGAUCAACCAUCAUGCAGACCAGUCUCUGAAUAGUUUUUGUCAGUGGCAGUCUGCCCUCAUAGGAAAGAACGGCAAGAGGCACGACCACGCCAUCUUACUCACGGGAUUCGAUAUCUGUUCCUGGAAGAAUGAACCAUGUGACACCCUAGGGUUUGCCCCCAUCAGUGGGAUGUGCAGUAAGUACCGAAGUUGUACCAUCAACGAGGACACGGGACUCGGCCUUGCAUUUACCAUUGCCCAUGAGUCAGGACACAAUUUUGGCAUGAUUCAUGAUGGAGAAGGCAAUCCCUGCAGAAAGGCUGAAGGUAAUAUCAUGUCCCCCACCCUGACUGGAAACAAUGGGGUGUUUUCAUGGUCUUCAUGCAGCCGACAAUAUCUCAAGAAGUUCCUUAGUACACCUCAGGCUGGAUGUCUAGUGGAUGAGCCCAAGCAAACAGGACAGUAUAAAUAUCCAGACAAACUACCAGGACAGAUUUACGAUGCAGACACUCAGUGCAAGUGGCAAUUUGGAGUGAAAGCCAAGUUAUGCAGUCUUGGUUUUGUGAAGGACAUCUGCAAGUCACUCUGGUGCCACCGAGUGGGUCACAGGUGUGAGACCAAGUUUAUGCCUGCAGCAGAAGGGACCGUUUGUGGCUCGAGUAUGUGGUGUCGGCAGGGCCAGUGCGUAAAGUUUGGAGAGCUGGGACCCCGGCCCAUCCAUGGCCAGUGGUCUGCCUGGUCGAAGUGGUCAGAAUGUUCCCGGACCUGUGGAGGAGGGGUCAAGUAUCAGGAGAGACACUGCAACAACCCCAAGCCUCAAUAUGGUGGCAAGUUCUGCCCAGGUUCCAGUCGUGUUUAUCAGCUCUGCAACAUUAACCCUUGUAAUGAAAACAGCUUGGAUUUUCGAGCCCAGCAGUGUGCAGAAUAUAACAGCAAACCUUUCCGUGGAUGGUUCUACCAGUGGAAACCCUAUACCAAAGUGGAAGAGGAAGAUCGAUGUAAACUGUACUGCAAGGCUGAGAACUUUGAGUUUUUCUUUGCAAUGUCCGGCAAAGUGAAAGACGGAACUCCUUGCUCCUCGAACAAAAAGGACGUUUGCAUCGACGGCCUUUGUGAACCAGUGGGAUGUGAUCAUGAACUUGGCUCUAAAGCAGUUUUCGAUGCUUGUGGUGUUUGCAAAGGUGACAAUUCAACUUGCAAGUUUUAUAAAGGCCUAUACCUCAACCAGCACAAAGCAAAUGAGUAUUAUCCGGUGGUGAUUGUUCCAGCUGGGGCCCGGAGCAUUGAGAUUCAGGAACUGCAAGUAUCCUCCAGUUACCUCGCUGUUCGAAGCCUCCGUCAAAAGUAUUACCUCACUGGAGGCUGGAGCGUCGACUGGCCUGGGGAGUUCCCCUUCGCUGGGACCACGUUCGAAUACCAGCGCUCCUUUAACCGCCCAGAACGUCUGUAUGCACCAGGGCCCACAAAUGAGACACUGGUCUUUGAAAUUCUAAUGCAAGGCAAAAAUCCGGGGAUAGCUUGGAAGUACGCACUUCCCAAGGCCAUGAAUGGAACUCAGCCGCCCACAAAGAGACAACCCUACGCCUGGAGUACAGUGCAGUCAGAGUGCUCCGUCUCCUGCGGUGGAGGUUAUAUAAACAUUAAGGCCAUUUGCUUACGAGAUCAAAAUACUCAAGUCAAUUCUUCACUCUGCAAUGCAAGAACCAAGCCCACAAACGAACCCAAAAUAUGCAAUGCUUUUUCCUGCCCGGCCUAUUGGAUGCCAGGGGAAUGGAGCGCGUGCAGCAAGUCCUGUGCAGGCGGCCAGCAGAGCCGGAAGGUCCAGUGUGUGCAGAAGAAACCUUUCCAGAAGGAGGAAGCGGUGCUGCAUUCUCUCUGUCCCGUGAGCACGCCCACGCAAGUUCAAGCCUGCAAUAGCCAUGCCUGCCCCCCAGAGUGGAGCCUUGGGCCCUGGUCUCAGUGUUCCAAGACCUGUGGGCGAGGAGUGAGGAAGCGCGAACUCCUGUGCAAAAGCUCAGCUUCUGCCACAGAGACCCUCCCUGAGAGCCUGUGCACCAGCAUCCCCAGGCCUGUAGCACAGGAGGGCUGCGUGCUGGGACGGUGCCCCAAGAACAACCGGCUCCAAUGGGUCCCUUCUGCGUGGAGUGAGUGUUCUGUGACUUGUGGUUUGGGUGUGAGGAAGAGAGAAAUGAAAUGCAGCGAAAAAGCCUUCCAGGGAAAGCUGAUAACCUUCCCAGAGCGAAGGUGCCGUAAUAUUAAGAAACCCAGCCUGGACUUGGAAGAAACCUGCAACCAGAGGGCCUGUCCAGUGUACAGUAUGGCUGCUGGAUGGUAUCCAUCACCAUGGCAACAGUGCACAGUAACCUGUGGGGGAGGGGUGCAGACCCGGUCCGUCCACUGUGUCCAGCAAGGCCGGCCUUCCUCAAGUUGUCUGCUCCGCCAAAAGCCUCCAGUACUACGAGCCUGUAAUACAAACUUCUGUCCAGCUCCUGCGAAAAAAGAGGAUCCAUCCUGUGUAGAUUUCUUCAGCUGGUGUCCCCUAGUUCCGCAGCAUGGCGUCUGUAACCACAAGUUCUAUGGUAAACAGUGCUGCAAGUCCUGCACGAGGAAGAGCUGACUUGAUGUCCUUCCCUACCCCUGAGGACCUGUCAGCCUCUGGAGAGACCAGCCACCUUUCCCAUCAGAAGCUAAGCACUGCGAACCACUG
Molecule: messenger RNA, 3342 nt
Organism: Tupaia belangeri chinensis (Chinese tree shrew)
Lineage: Eukaryota; Metazoa; Chordata; Mammalia; Scandentia; Tupaiidae
Gene: ADAMTS18
Product: ADAM metallopeptidase with thrombospondin type 1 motif 18
Exons: 21
Coding region: 109-3252 (1047 amino acids)
Biological process (GO): extracellular matrix organization; proteolysis
Cellular component (GO): extracellular matrix
Molecular function (GO): metalloendopeptidase activity
Source: RefSeq, a predicted model, not a curated record